Messenger RNA from Adineta steineri, 888 nucleotides. The record is from the annotation of a GenBank genome assembly. NCBI's taxonomy places the organism in Eukaryota, Metazoa, Rotifera, Eurotatoria, Adinetida, Adinetidae.
AUGAAUUGCUCUGUGUAUACACCAUCUUUUUUACCAUAUCGAAAUUCUCAUCCUCAUCCAUUAUCAUCAUUUCGUAUUGAUGAUAUUUUAAAAACACCAACAUCAAUAUCACCAACAUUUACUGAUCCAACAGCACUUUGGUCAUCAUUUGCUGCUCAACUUUUGGCUUAUUCACCUGAACUCUUAUCAGUUGCAACAACAACAUCAUCAUCAUCAUCAUCAAAUGAUAUUUCACCACCAAUACCAAAUUUAAUUUCACCACAAAAACAUCUUCAUCAUCGACAUCAAUAUCAUCCAUAUCUAUCAAUAUCUCGACAUUCUCCAACAACAAAACUUCAGCAUGAUCCUACUUCAAUUUUAACAACAUCAGCAAAUAAAAAUAAUUAUCAACAUACACUUUCACCAUUAUCAAUUAAAGACAAAAUCCAACAUCAACAUAUCGACCGGAAAGAUUGUCUAUCAUCACAUCAUUCAGUACCACCGACAACAGCCGCUGCUGCUGCUGCAGCUGCUGCAUAUUGGCCAUAUUUAUAUACACGAUGUAAUCCAACAGCAACAGCAAAUGUUUCACGUCGUAAAGGAGGUCAAAUAAGAUUUUCAGCCGAACAAAGUUUACAAUUAGAAAAAAAAUUUGAAAUCAGUCAAUAUUUAUCACCUGUUGAACGAAAACAAAUUGCUAAAACACUUCAAUUAAGUGAAAGACAAAUAAAAACAUGGUUUCAAAAUCGACGUGCAAAACAUCGUCGAUCAGCUGCAACAGUUACAAAAAAAGAUAUGGAUAAAUCAUGUUCAUCACCACAACAAAGUGAUGAUGAAGAUGAUGAUGAUGAUAUUGAUGUCGAAGACAAUGUUGAUGAAGAACAUGCAACAUCAUCAAAUUCAAAUUAA